This is a messenger RNA of Musca domestica (house fly), 3449 nucleotides long. RefSeq lists its product as uncharacterized. NCBI's taxonomy places the organism in Eukaryota, Metazoa, Arthropoda, Insecta, Diptera, Muscidae. The transcript has 2 exons. The record is from RefSeq and is a predicted model, not a curated record. The coding region runs from base 1 to 1476 and encodes 491 amino acids.
AUGGAAAUCGUCAGAAGGGAAAAUUCAUCGCUAUUGGAUGACGAUCAGCUGGUGAGAGAUGUGGAAUCAAGGAUACCUUCGUUACCGAUUGCAUACUGGAGUAAAAAUAAGAACUUUCUUCAACAGAAAUCGUCCACGUGCGCCAAGUACCCUUCUAUAUUUGAACUGGAAUUCAAUAAUAUCUACUGGCAAACGAUGCGGACCAGCAAUGGGACAUUUCAAUUAUUUGGAGCCUAUUACGAUAUUCGAAAAAAUUCAUUACUGGGCCCCACGGUACGAAUUUUAGGAAUGAUUGAUCGCAUCGAACCAAAAGUAAAGACCUAUUGCCAGUUUUGGUUCGAUGGCCAAAAAGAACCGUUUAUUGUCAAGACCUAUGAAUACAAGUACAUCUGGUACAACAAAUGGGGAAAUUACAAACAGGGCAUCUACCAGCCGUAUUUGAUCGCGUGUCAAAUACCUAAACCCUUCCACGGUGUGGUGCCCAGUUCGGUGUCGAUGGUUGAAAAGGAAUGUGAUACGGCCACAAACAAUUUAAGAGUUAUAUACAACCGACCCCCCGACGACCAGAAAAAAGGCUUCGCGGUUUGCGUCAAGGGCUUAGACUUCUUGUAUGACGAUUUGUCAGUGCGAUUAAUUGAGUGGAUAGAACUUCUAAACAUGUUGGGGGCCGAUAAAAUUUUCUUUUACAAUCUACAAGUCCAUCCAAAUAUUUCCAAGGUAUUGAAUCACUACGAACAGGAAGGCAAAGUGAGAGUAAUUCCCCUGACACUGCCGGGUGGCCAACCAAACGUGCCCGGAUUCCAGCACCUCUACUUAACUAAAAAGACUAAUCACAAGCGACAGAACGAAGUUAUACCCUAUAACGAUUGUUUGUACAAAAAUUUAUACCUUUACGAUUAUAUAGCGCUGCUAGACAUCGACGAAGUUAUUAUGCCGAAAGGCAAUUUCGUUUUAUGGUCGGAAUUGAUGGCCAAGGUAGUCCCAGACUCCCUCAAAGUCAGACCGGAGGGAUACCACAGUUUCAAUUUUCGCAACGUGUACUUCCUGGAUGACCAGCAGCAUGAACACGGUUGGCACAAAGACAUACCGAAAUACAUGCACAUGCUGCAACACGUCUACCGGGCCAAAAACUACACAAAGCCAAAUCAAUACGUCAAAUGUUUUCACAAUCCCGAGAAGGUGCUGACCCUGCACAAUCAUUUUCCACUGGCAUGUCUAGGGGGUGUGUGCAAGUCCUACCCUGUAGAUACUAAAGAUGCACACUUGCAACACUACCGGGCAGAUUGUGUCAAUACCUUAAAGAAAUCUUGCGAAGAGUUCCGAGAAAACUCCGAGGAGGACAAGACCAUUUGGAAAUACAAGGAUGAGUUAAUACGUCGAACCAUAAAAGCGUUGGACACGUUGGGAUUCUUCCGCCGUUCAUCGACCAUGUAUGGCAGCGGUUAUGGGUCAACAACGCACUCCUCAGAACGGUGAUUACCAAAUUCCUGGUGGUCUCUGGCUAUGCCAGCAUGGUGGGGCAUUCUGCGGGGUGGUAAACAGUUUAUUAGCGAAUCAAUUUCCUCAACCACAAACGUGGCUAAAGUAAAUAGAAAUAGUUUUAGAAGUCAGACCGGUAAUAUACACCAAAUGGCAAACACAAUAGAAGGGAGAGAGAAUUGGGACAAUAUGUCUACAAAUAUUGGGAGUCCAAAACAAAUUCAAAUUUCUUUUUUCGACGAAAAAUCUAAUUCGUUCUCUACUAUUGCUGACGACCUUUCCAACAAAAUAUCCAGAGCUAGUUCUAACAAAAGAUAAUGAAACCUUCGAGUGAAUUGGCUGAUACGCAUCCUAUCCUGUGGACAUUGUCGAAGUAAUAAUUUACUGCAUUUUAAUUGCGUCAUAUGCCUCUGCAAAUUGGGUUUUUGUCAUGGAAAUAUGGUUAAUUUCUACACUCCCACAACUUUAAGAAUUUCGAUUUGCAUCUCAUUCAUCCAUUACUUCAGCACCGAAGCUUAAUAUCGAAAUUUAAUAUCGAUGCACUCAACAACAAUACUAUUCUAUGUUUAUUACUUCUAACGUUUGUCCAAGACCCUUAAUUCACUCUCCUAGUAAAUUUAAAAGGAUAUUUUGACAUUGUUGAAACGUAUAUAAUUUAGGUAAAACCAAUAAGAUAAACUAGCAUAAGAUGAUAUUUUUCAAAAAUGUGCCUUGUAAAUCAGAAUUAUGUUGUUAUAUAAAAAGAUGAUGAAACAAGUCCCUACAUUUCAUUGUAAGCAUGUAUAUUUGAAAUCUGUAUAAGGAACCAUAUUGUAUAAUGUAGUAUUUAUUUUAAUAUUGUACAUGUAAGCAGUCUCAAAUGGGAAAAAGAACAACAAAGUGGAUCUGAAUUAUUAAUUUAUGAACUGACAAUUUGUGCGAAAAUGGAUAGGCAAUACUAACGAUACCAUAUAUAUAUAUAUAUUACUCGAUCUUUUUUGUCAGAUCGUACAAAUAACAUCAUUGCUCUAAAAUUUUAAUUCGUUCGUAACUUACUUCAAGUUCAGAGUGUUUUCACAAAGUUCCAACACUUGAAGAGCAAUGUAUAAACGAUAGUUUCCGCUUCCACUUGUACCGUUCUAAUUACUGGUUCCUUGAUUUAUUCUCAAAUCAAAGUAGAAAUUGUUUUAAAGAGCUAAGUUAAAGACUGAAAUUUUAGAAAAUUGUUCAUUAAUGUUACGUCUAGUUAAUAAAUAUAUUCAUAAAUAAGCACAGACAGACAUACAUACAUUUGUACAUAUAACUAUCAAAAAAUUAUGUCUUUGAAAUAUGUAGCGAGGAAUUAUUAGAGAUAAUUACAAUAUUAAGAUGUAUGUUCAAAGAAGCGGCAACAUAUUUACAUUAAAUUCACAUAGUUAGCAUUAAAGAACUUUGCAUAAGAGGUUGUGUAGAUCUAUGUGUGCCGUUUGUUUCGAAUAUGGUACAUAAAUAGUGGGAACGUUGUUAACCACAUGUACGAAUAACUAUUGCACAUAUUCAAAUAUGUAGCUUACUAUCGCAAAAAUUGUUAUUAAGAUUACCUAGAUGGAAAACAACAUUAACAACUUCAAACCCGCAAUCUUUCCUUUUUAACGAUACUAUGCAAACAAGCUAGGUUAACGCGACGGUACUAUGCGAUUGCGAAAUCGAUACUGUUUCUUGACUUUGUAGGCUUGAGCAUUUUUAAUGGAUUCAAUAUUUGUUUUAGUGCAACUUACUGAUAGUUGUUAAAAUCGCGAAACGCCAUAAAUAUAAUUCAGAUUGUUGCGACGUAAAAUUCAUCUAAAUAUUGUUCGGUUACGUAAUCUAAAUUUUAAAACUAUCGAAAUGGAAAGCAAAUCGUUUUAGAAAUAAAUGAAUGUACCAAUAUUUAAAACACAACGGCUAAUUAAUAGGUUGAAAUGAACACACCUAGCUCUUAAAUGCGACAGUCCAUUUUUUGGCCAGUGAAA